AUGGUGAUGCUUCGUUUAGCUGCUGAGCAGUAUCGGACGCUUCCAAUCCUAGUUGAUGAGACGACCUGCGUCGGCAAAACCUAUGUGAUUACAGGUGGCAACUCCGGCCUUGGUCUCGAGACAGCGCGACAUCUGGUCGCGGCAUCAGCCGAAUGCGUUGUGCUUGCUGUGCGGAAUAUGGAAGCGGGAGAAGCUGCCAAAAACGACAUUGAGAAGACGACUCGCCGCAAGGGAGUGGUUCAGAUACGACACAUAGAUAUGUCAGCCUACUCGUCGGUUCAGAGCUUUGUAAAGAAGUUGGCAAAGGAUUUUGAUAGGAUUGAUGGCUUUAUCUGCAAUGCGGGGAUCAUGAUCGAUGUGUGGUCGCAGGUCGAAGGCAUAGAGACGAGUAUAUUUGUCAAUGUCAUCAACACUUUAUUUCUCGGCAUUCUCCUGAUGCCCAAGCUCAAAGAGUGUGCCAGGAAAUUCAACAUCAAGCCCACGCUCGUCUUCAUCGUCAGUGUUCUUGGAUACACUGUCAAGAGCGAGAUGGAUAAGAGCCGCAAAGGCCUUAUCUUUGACGGGUUUAACGACCAAAGGCGGGCCAACAUGGACUCGAGCCAAAGAUAUGCUCUGAGUAAGCUCAUCGAAGAGUGUGCCGUACGCCGCUUUGCAGCCCUCUGUCCUGUCGAGCGCACUGGCGUUGUCAUCACUAUGGUCGCUCCGGGUAUCUGCACCACUGGCCUAGGCCGCGAUGCUCGCACCUUCACCAAAGUCAUGCACGAAGCACUUCGGGUCAUAAUGGCCCGAACCGCAGAGAUUGGUAGUCGCACCUUCCUACAUGGUCUGGUGGUGGGCGAGGAGGGCCAUGGGAAGUUGCUAUCCGGUUGCAAGAUCAAGGAGUUUUGGGUGCCGACGUGGCUCACAAAUGAUGAGGGCCAGAAGAUACAGAACAGCAUCUGGGGCGAGAUCGCUUCAAAGCUAGAGUCUGUGCAGCCGGGCUGUGUCUCACAGCUCAAGUAG
Penicillium nucicola is the source of this 1002-nucleotide messenger RNA. RefSeq lists its product as uncharacterized. The transcript has 3 exons. The coding region runs from base 1 to 1002 and encodes 333 amino acids. The record is from RefSeq and is a predicted model, not a curated record. NCBI's taxonomy places the organism in Eukaryota, Fungi, Ascomycota, Eurotiomycetes, Eurotiales, Aspergillaceae.